Messenger RNA from Acanthochromis polyacanthus (spiny chromis), 5799 nucleotides. RefSeq names its product AP-4 complex accessory subunit RUSC2. The record is from RefSeq and is a predicted model, not a curated record. The transcript is spliced from 10 exons. Gene Ontology annotation, cellular component: cytoplasmic vesicle. The coding region runs from base 391 to 4194 and encodes 1267 amino acids. Lineage: Eukaryota; Metazoa; Chordata; Actinopteri; Pomacentridae.
GUGACGCAGCAGCUGAGCCAUCCUGAGCGGAGCUGAAGCGGCGGCGUGGAGAGCCGUGGAUCUGCCCGGACCCUCAGCCCCGGACCCUCAGCCCCGGACCGGCUCCAUCCCACUCAGCACCACAGUUACUAAUUAAAGGGUAAGCCGCGGAUUUUAGGUAAAAGAUCUGCAAACAGCAGCUUUAUAAUUCACAUUUGACGCCAAAAGCUCGUCGAAUGCAGCUUUGACAGAAAAUAUUUGCAUCAUUUCGGAUGUAAUCAUGCAUAUAUGAGGAGGCUGCAAACCAAAGUCACCUGAGGAGAGGCUCACCUUUGACUGAGGGCUGGUUUCAAGAUGUAAUUACAGGAACAUGGAGACAGCGUGGUGCGUGGUCCAGCCUCAUCCAGCAGUAUGAUCGGAGCCUCCAGUCUCUCCGGUGACACCCUGAUAGCCUGCCACUUCCCCGUGGUGCAGCUCCCCACCUGGCAGCUCCCCGUCCAGGCCCUGUGUGGCUCGGCCAAGAGGACCAGCCGGCUGUGCUCGGUGGGCCUGACCAGGGCCGUGUCCCUCCCGGAGCGGGACUCGCUGAACCGGGAACAUGCCUUCACCGGCGGCCGGAGGCAUUUCUCCAGCAGCUACAGCAGCCUGAACGAGGACCGAGCGGAGGAGGAAGGUACCAGCGACAGCAGCGGCAGGUAUGACUCCACCUCAUCGCCCGAAGAGACGAGCUCCCUCCUGAGGAAGGACAACUCUGCAGCUCGAGUCAGUCUGCGCUCACACAACUCAUUCCUACCUAAUCCAGAGCUGGAUGAGGAGGAGGAGGAUGAAGAUAGCGAUGGAGAUAAUCUACACAGAUAUCAUGAGGACUCAUCUUUUGUGUUGCAUGGAAACUCCAAUUGGCCCUUAAACAAUGGAGCCACCAAUUACACGAUGUCCAGCGGGGACCUGGACAGCGAGUGGGGCAAUGAAGGGACGAUGCUGGGUACCGAAAGUGACCGAGAGUGGCUGUCUAACCAGCCCAACCAGAUGGACUCGCUGCCACCUGAGUGCCAGUGCUUCCACAGGAGCAGAUCUGGCAGCUCGGCUCGUUUAGAGCAGGACUCAGACAGACUGAAGGAUAACAUGUCCUGCUGCAUCCACAGCCAGCACAAAUGUUCCCCGGAGAUGCUGUCCAACAGCCACACGGAGUUUCCCAGCGACUCCUCCUGCAACAGUUCUGACGGCGUCUUGGUGAACUUCUGCACCAUCUACAACAGGAGCAACAAUCCUGCCACUCCUUACAACCUCAGCAGCCCUGCCGUUCACCCCUCACAGUCGUCUGAGGGAUCCGUGUUCCUCAACCUCCAACCUGUUCCACAAACUCCAAGCAAAGACGUCCACCACAUGGCUGUUUGCUCUCCCCCGAAAGAGGAAAUGACGCUUUCUGCUUCCUGCUGGUCUCCUCAAGGCCUCGACUCCAACUGCAACCUUUACUCGUUGGAGCCGCUUCCACCAGGUCUGUCUUCUCUGGAGGUGUCCGACCUGACCGCCUGUCUUCAAAGCCAGGGCACUCUGCCGAUGGGGACGAACCAGAAGUACUACAAACUCGUGACCUGCGACCUUUCCUCCCAGUCGCCCAGCCCGGCCUGGUCCAGCCUCACCAGCUGCCCUGAGGGUCAGAGCAGGAGCAGCCCCUUCCCUCCGUCUGCCGAACAGAACAAAGAACCACAGCACAAUGAUGUCAAGAAGGACAAAGAGGAUCUACCAAAGGAAAAGAGGUUCUCCUCUGCAAAGUUUGACGGUUCUCAGCUCCACAUCAUCGACUGCCAGCUUGCCACCACCUCCACUGACAAAUCCCCCUGCAGGAAGGAGCAGACAGGCAGCAUCCAGAACCUCUCCCACUCGCCUCGUUCGCUGUGGCCCAGCAAGUGUAGCCCACAGAGCAGUAAUUGCCAAGACACAAGAGCUCCGUCCACACAGCCAUCUGUGCUUCAGGACCAGGAGCACAGCAACACUGCUGCCACCGUGAAGGGAAAGGCGACGGGAGUGUUGGAGAAAGACGUGGUCCGCUACAGUAAGGCCCAGAGGCCGACCUCGCUGCCCAUCCAGCCGUUUGUCCUGAUCCCCACAGGAAAACCUCAGGCCCAGCACCUCGGAUGUCUUCUGGAGCAGUACCUAAACCAAAAGAGCAACAAAUCUGGAAGCUCCCAGGAAGGCUCCAAGUUUACGGUGAAACGCAGCCAGUGCUUUUCUAACCUCCAGCAGUCACCUCUGGGCAGCCAGUGCCCCAUCCUCCUGGAGGCUCCUUCCAGCUCCGACACCUGCUCCACCUGCACCCCGAGCCCAGAGUGCUUCACCCGCAGACAUACGUGGAGUCAGUCCAGCAGAACCCAGGGAGGCCUGAGUCCAUGCACAUCAAGAGGCAGUCUGGAUCACAACGUCCUGAAGCCCAGAAUAGUUCAGGUGCAAGAAAAAACAAGUCCGUACUCAGGCAAAACUCAGACAAGCACUUUUUUAAAUCUGAUGUCAGCUCCAAAUCAAUCCAACCUGGUGAAGAUUCCCACCUACCAGGACCUUAUCCACCUCACUCCUGAGCAGAGCCGUGCUAGUCCAGAGUCCAAAAGUCUAGAUCAGUCCCAAACCCGCACCUGCUACAACUCAGUAUUCUCUCAUACACCUCCCACUUUACCUCUAACCACAGACAGCCAUCACCCGAACAGACAGGCCUCUCUGUCUCCUCCAGCAGCUUCUCUACAGCAGCAGAAGUUCCCUCAGUAUCGAGCAACACCUGCAGCCGACUCUGGCUUUUUUCACAGCAGUUUCACGGCUGCCCUCUCCUCAGUGGCUCCUCUUUCCUCUUUGAGCUCUCUCAUCUCCUUGGCCGCUUCUGGGCUGCAUCCACAGCAAAUCCCAGAGUCUGCUGGGCCGAGUUCAAAGCCAAGUCAGAGCCAUCACAGCGAAUCUCUGAUCCUGAGUGACAAGCCGCCCACAGAGUUCUGCCUUUCCCCCGAUACGUCUUAUGAGUCCAUGUCUAUCAGCCAUCUGCAGAGAAGAGGCUUGCUGAGGUCUGUGAGCAGAGCUGUGGAUUUGAUCAUGACUCAUUUUGGCAGCAGCAGAGACCCUGAAGAAAAGAUGCGUCUGGGUAACAGCUCCUGUAGUCCCACAAUCGCCGGUUUAGUCCUGGAACACUUGUGUCCAGCCAUCCAGAAUAUUUUAGAAGACGGUCUUCGGGAUCACAAGCUGGAUUUCAUCAUUGGGCAGCGUCGCAACCACUCCUGGAAUGUGGUGGAGAUCUCUACCAGGAUUGGUCCGUCCACCAGGGUCCUCCAAAGUCUCGUCUCCAAAAUCAGACAUUGUCCACAACUCACCACCCACUGCAUGAGACUGAGAGCCUUCCUCAUGGGCCUGCUUAAUUUGAGAGCAUUGGAGUUCUGGCUCAGUCACCUUCAGAGUCAAAGAGAUGUCGUGACGACAUACUACCAUUCUUGGGGCUUCCUGACCAUGUCGCUGGGUCGGUGUCAGCCCUUGUUUCAGGAGCUGCUUCUUCUCCUGCAGCCACUUUCUGUGCUGCCAUUUGACCUCAACUUGCUCCUGGAGCCCCGACUGUUACACCACAGACAGCUAUGUUCAGAAGAGCAGAGCGUUUUUCCGCCUCAGCCAUGCUCAGCCCUUUUGGUGACCAGCUGGCCAAGACUACAGGCUGACAAGAAGAUGUACAGCAGCUACAGCAGUCAGCCAACUAAGAUGUCACACCCAGUAGGUCUGCAGCAUCGUGAGCCUCUCAGCUCGCAAAAUUCAAAGCAGCAGCAUGGAAAUACGCAAACCAACAGCAGUCCAUUGUUGGCUCCUAUUCCAGAGUGGCAGCCGAAGGAUCCUGACCUUGUGGAAGGUGUUGAUGGAGGGGACAGCAGCCAGAAUCAUGCAGACACUUGGUUUCAAAUAAGUAUGGACAGCCGGCAAGAUGACAGGGGAUCAGAGAAAGACAGUGGGACCCCGAAUUCAUCAGCCGCCGUCCAGAGUCCUUGUCAGGGCGGUUUGCGUUGGGCCAAACUGUUUGGAGCAGCCGACACGUCCACCAAAGCGCAGUCAGUUUCUCAGAGUUACACUGAAGCACAAAACAGAAGGCUGCGGCGACCAUCGCAGUGGCUGCAUUUGGACAGAUCGCAGCUCGGACGGUUGGCUCAGUCCAUCAGGUCGAUGAAGCUGGUCGGAGCUCGGACCGACAAGAGCUGCUAAAAACUGAGCUCACACAGAGAGGGGACUGUGUACUGUAAUAACAGAAGUCUUAACUGCAUGAAAAAUACAUACACAGCGCUCAACCACACUGCUGAACCGAUGAGGAAGCACAGAAGUACAAGAUUAACAGCUUUGGCAGUGGCCCAUAUUCAUCAAGCUAUUUGUAAAUCCACAACUAAGCGUGUGUUCUGUCUGAGUUCUCAUUUUAACCCUCCUGUUGUCUUCAUUUAUGGGCACAAAAAAAUUUGUUUCCUUGUCUGAAAAAACAAACAAAAAAAUUCAACAAAAAAAAUCCCCAAAUUUCUGAAAAUUAGCAAAACCUUCAGGAAGAAAAUUCUGAUAAUUCUGAUUUUAAAAAAUCCCCCAAAUUUGGCAAGAAAAUUCUUGCAAUUAUUUUUUUUUAAAAAUUAGCAAAAAUCUUCCAAAAAAUUCUAAAAAUAUCUAAAAUGAUUACAUACAUAUCAGUGAAACUUCUCUUUUUUUUAAGAACAUUCACAUAAGAAUCAAAUCAAUUCCCUUGUCUGAAAAAAAUCCAAAAAUUCAGAAAAAAAAAUCCCCAAAUUUGCAAAACAUUCAGGACAAAAGUUCCAAUAAUUCCUUCAAAGUUUCCCUUAAAAGUUCUACUUUAAAAAAUACUCCAAAUUUGGCAUUUUUCAAAAAUGAGUAAAAAUCUUCCAAAAAAAUCCUAAAAAUAUCUAAAAUUAUUACAUAUAUAUCAGUAAAACUUCCAAUAUUUUCUUUAAGAACAUUCAUGUAAAAAUCAACCAAAAUCCAGCGAAUUUUGCUGGAUUAAAAAUGUCCCUUAGUUGUUGUUUUUUCUAAUUUGUACUCAGUAGCUUGAUGAAUAAGGACCAAUGCCCCAGUCUGUCUUUGCAUUCUGGAGUAACCACAACUAGGUGCUUAUGCUACUCUUCUUUCUAUUUCUCGUAGGCGAAUAGCAAUCAUAAAAAUCUGAAUAUUGAUCUGCUGUAGACUGUUGGACAUUAUUGUGGUGCAAAACUAUCCAUUCCUCAUUUGUCACUGUCAAUCUCUGCGUAGCUCAAUCUUUCAUUUCAUCGAUAAGUGGGAAAAAAAAGCAAUACACUCUUUCCAGUGCCAAAUAUGCCACACACACACACACACACCAGCCUCUUGUAGUAGAAUGUCAGUGAUGUUUUUUUUCAGCAUGUUGUUAUUGUUGGUGCAUGAACAUACAGCAGUAGUUUCCUGCCUUUUCCUUGAUCUCUAAACUUCCUCUUGGUGUUUUUAUAGGCGUAGAGUUUGGAUAUUGUCCGGCAGUGGAAUUUUAAAUUCCCGGCAGCGUUUGGUUUCUACGGUUUUAUGUCUUCCAGUGGAGUUUGUUGAGCUGCACAACUAAAAGCCCUCUUGUGGCUGUUUCAGGUAUUUAACUGUGUGUCAGGUCUGUUUUGACGGGCUGGUGGUGAGAUAAGAUGGAGGAAAGUGAAGGAAACUGUGUUCUCUGCGUUUGCUGAAUAGAGAAUUUUUUUAAAUGUAGUGCAAUGAUGUGAAAUCUGUGAAACUGUUCCACCUUGUUUUAUCCUCUGAAUGCUUCCUCUAAUGCCUGGAGACAAUCAACCUUCUGUCAGUAAAGACUUUACAUGUUUA